Aspergillus tanneri is the source of this 675-nucleotide messenger RNA. RefSeq names its product putative formin binding protein. Gene Ontology annotation, biological process: mRNA splicing, via spliceosome. The transcript is spliced from 2 exons. Lineage: Eukaryota; Fungi; Ascomycota; Eurotiomycetes; Eurotiales; Aspergillaceae. The coding region runs from base 1 to 675 and encodes 224 amino acids. Gene Ontology annotation, cellular component: precatalytic spliceosome. The record is from RefSeq and is a predicted model, not a curated record. Gene Ontology annotation, molecular function: RNA binding; zinc ion binding.
AUGGCGGAGUACUGGAAGUCAGCACCUAGAUAUUGGUGCAAGCAAUGCAAGAUAUUCAUCCGCGACACCCCCUUCGAGAAAUCUCAACACGAAGCCACAGGAAAGCACCAAGGAAACCUGAAACGGUUUCUACGUGAUAUUCAUCGAGAUAAUGAGCGCGAACAGCGAGAGACCCAGAAAGCAAAGAAUGAGGUCGAGCGAUUACGGCAGACUGUCGCGGGGUCGGCCGCUGGCAAUGACAGCAAUCAAGCACCCUGGAAACGGGCGGCCUCUCCCGUCUCGAAACCCGUUGAGAGACCUGUUUCCAUAGAAGAGAGGAAGAAACAAAUGGCGCAGUUGGCGGACAUGGGUGUUGCGAUUCCGGAGGAGUACCGUGGUGAUAUGGCUCUGGCGGGUGAAUGGCAGACGAUUUCUGAAACGGUCAUCGGGUUAGAUGCGGACAGACAGAAGUCAAAGCUAUCACUGGGAGUGCGCAAGAGAAAACAUGAAGGGGAUGAAGAAGAGGAGGAAGCUAAGAAGGAGGCCGAGCGAUUUGUGAGCAAGGCCUGGGGAUCAAGGACUCGGCAGUAUCCCGGGGCUCAGGACGAUACCGACUUAGAUGAGCUGCUCGCGUCUACAAAAGAUAUUAAAAAGAAAGGAGCCAUCGACAUCGGAUACAACUCUCGCUGGAAAUGA